Messenger RNA from Cotesia glomerata, 1390 nucleotides. RefSeq lists its product as uncharacterized. The record is from RefSeq and is a predicted model, not a curated record. NCBI's taxonomy places the organism in Eukaryota, Metazoa, Arthropoda, Insecta, Hymenoptera, Braconidae. Bases 461 to 1321 code for a protein of 286 amino acids. The transcript has 2 exons.
AUACAAAAUAUAAACAUAUUUAAACUCAACAGAAGUGAGCCAACGUAGUGUCUUACUCAAACACAUCUCCGAGUUUUUCACACAAAUUCACAAUAGUUUUUUAUUCUCCGCUCUAUUUGACAUAGCGAAUAACCCAAAGGCAAAACAGUCUGGCUCUUUUAUCUCUGUUUCGUCUCAUCUCUUUUAGCCGGUGAGAAAAAGACCAUACACCUUGCAUACAAACAAAAGUUAUAAUAAUAACUUAUGAAAAGGCGGGUCCAAUAGUGCGCUCUGCUCUAGCUUGAAGGAGAAUGUAAUAUGAAUUGUCGAAAGGAAAAAGUACUUGUCCUGGUGCUCUAGGUUACAUCUAGGUAUAUAUAGUCCAUCUAUCUGCAGAUUCUGGUCAGUGUGCAAUCACCUCUUUCGUAGUAAAAAUCGGUUCAAAUUUUAUCUCGAAAACCGUGGAAUUUAAAUUAAAGCUAUGAAAACAAUUUUGUCAGUGAUGUUGAUCAUAACAGUCGAUUACGUUUGUGGUGAAAUCGACCCUUGGAACUCACACCAGUUAAUCGGGGAUGCUCCCAAUAAUGCGAAAAUCAAAGACUUUAAGGACAAAGAAACGCUAAUAAGCAAAGAUUGCGUUAAAUCAUACAGCAUGACGUGUUUAAAGCUGGACGUCGUGUCUUUUGUAGACAAGCUUUCAGAAGCCCAAAGCUUGGGACUCUUCCCCGGAAUUUCGGUGGUCAAGGAAAAUAACUCGGAUAGUAUGUCUACUUCUGAGGUGAUCGCUAACCUGGCGAGAGACUUUCCAAAUGACAUUGAAAAAAGGCUAGAUGUAUUUUUAAUGCACAAAAUUGGGAUGUAUUUGAAUAACCACGCAAUUUCUAUCAAGCUGUUUGACGCUAAGACUUUGGAAGCUGCGAGGAGCUUCAAUAAAGAGAUCGCUGAUUUUGGGACAGACUCAGAGAGUGGUCGUGGAAAAAAGGACAAAGGGAUGGGAACAUUAACAGCAGGAUUGAUGAUGAUGAAGGGGACACUGGGAGCCCUAGGAUUCGGAGCCCUCGCGAUGUUAGCCGGCAAAGCCCUAAUGACAGGUCUGAUGGCGCUGAUGUUGUCGGCGAUUGUGGGCCUUAAAUCACUGACCGGCGGUUCAGAGAAAAAGACUACUUAUGAGGUGAUUGCAAAACCGGUGUACUCGAAUUCGCACUCUCACAGCAGCGAAGAACAUCAUGCAGGACACGGGUAUGGGCACUCGGGCUACGGAAGGUCCAUUGACUUAACAGAAUCUGUGGUCAAGGAAAGUAUUCAGAAGUAUGGAAACGUUCGGAAUCGACGUAGUUUUUAGUCAAGACUUAGAAAAAAAAAAAAUAAAUAAAUAAAUAUACAUCCAAAUUUUCAAACCAGUCUGUCAUAG